Molecule: messenger RNA, 2673 nt
Organism: Ylistrum balloti
Lineage: Eukaryota; Metazoa; Mollusca; Bivalvia; Pectinida; Pectinidae
Product: transient receptor potential cation channel subfamily V member 5-like
Exons: 1
Coding region: 1-2673 (890 amino acids)
Biological process (GO): calcium ion import across plasma membrane
Cellular component (GO): membrane
Molecular function (GO): protein binding; monoatomic ion channel activity
Source: RefSeq, a predicted model, not a curated record
AUGGAAAAGAGAGAGAAAAGUCACUAUAAGAAUAAACUUGUUACAGGCGAUUACGUGGAAUGUCAGAAAGCCCUGUCUCGUUUCAUCAAAGAAGGUGACAAUCAAAAAGCGGACGAUCUUUUGAACCUUAUUCAGAACUACAACCGUACUGAUAUUCUAGUCAAAUAUCGCGAAAAUGAAGAUGAAACGUUUCUACAUACGGCCGCAAAAUAUCAAGACGAUGAUAUCAUGGUCCAACGACUUGCCAGAGUAUGUCCACAACUUCUUACUCAGGCGAGGGAAAACUCGGAAGAUUAUAAGGGACAGACUGCCUUCCAUAUAGCAAUAACCAAGGGCAACGAACAAGCUGUUGAAACUAUGCUUGUACAGGCGAAGCAGGCACAAUCCACUGAUCUCUUAAAGAGGAUGAUUUAUACAGAGGCAACUGGAGCGCGGUUUGUAAAUACAGUGAUGAUGGGUGGAAUACCCCUCAGCGUCGCAGCUUUAGCAUUUUAUGAAGGUAUAGUUACAACUUUAAUUGAAAAUGAUGCUGAAAUAGAAUUUGCAAACGUAGACGGUGAUACUGUAUUCCAUUCCUUGAUUAAGUAUGCUGCCAUAUAUCCUGAAAAAGUCAUUGAUGUGGUGUCAAUGCUCAGACACCUCCAGGAAGAACUGAUGAAUAAAGGGAUAACAGAGCAUAUGUUUUCAGAUGAUACCGAAAGUCUAAAGUAUAGAUACCAAUACACGUAUGUGUGGUUCAUAAGAAAUAAGGAACAUCUCAGUCCACUACAGCUAGCAGCUAAACAUGGCGUCGUGGAAGCAUUCAAUUUCAUCAUGAAUCUGGAAAACGUCUACUGUUUCUUUAGCACGCACGAUGGUCUGUUUGACAUUAAAAUGUAUGACGUUACAGAGGUAGACUCACUUGCAAAUGUAAGAGCAGCUGCCUCAAAUUAUGGCCAAAUGAAGAAGUCGCUUAGCCGCGGAACCGUGAUUCCAAAAUGGGAAGGAAUUGCUAGCAAACAAUUGCGGAAGUCCAAACAGCAGUAUGUGACAUGCUGCAGUGAUUACCCAAAGACAGAAAGCAUUUUAGAAAUGAUGUUCAACAACAGCUACCAUUCCAAAGACGCUUUCCGACUGAUAGAAAUGCCGCCCGUGAAGAAUCUAGUUCGUGCCAAGUGGACAUUUUAUAGAUGGAUUUACUACAUCUGGUUUUGUUUCCAUGUACUUUUUAUCGUUGGUCUAACAGGGUAUGCUGUUUUAAGGCCACAAAUAUUCUUCAACACAUCCGGCAAAUCUCGGGCAGAUCGAGAAGCCGAUAACCCGCAGGUGAAUUACUUUGUCAAUGUAUUCCACUGGUUAACAUUUGUUUGUGGUUUGCUCUACGUUGCAGUAUCAGUUCUACUUUUUGUGCCAAAAUUCCGCCGCUCUAAUUCCCGUCAGUAUUUCCUACAUAAUCUGGAAUAUAUAGUGAUUCUUUCUGUUCAUUCAAGUUGUAUUAUCGUAGAUACAUUCAUGACAGCUUCAGACGAUUCUCACGAUGGUAUACCACUCAUUAUCGCUUUGAUUACUGGUUGGUGGUUCACGAUAUUCUUUCUGCGACCACAGAGGAUAUUCAGCUUCUUCACGGAGAUGAUUAAACGAGUGAUAAUUGGAGAUUUAUUCAGAUUCGGUAUCGUGUUGCUAUUUGAACUAAUUUCCUUCACAGCAGCAUUACAUAUCCUCUUUCAAGUGGAUGUUACUCCGAAUGGUGACGGUGACGUUGUCCAGAACGAAUACUCGUCCUACUGGACAACCAUGUUGAUGAUGUUCAAACUUAUGCUCGGUCUUGGAGACAUCGAGUCUCUGUUCGAAUCCCGCGUGCCUUGGUUGUCUGUUGCACUAUUUGUUGUAUUUGUAAUACUUUCCUAUGUCCUUCUGCUGAAUGCCCUGAUCGCCAUGAUGUCACAGACUUGUGCUAUCGUUCUUGAAGACAGAUAUCCGCAGUGGCGAGUACAACAACUAUCUGUGAUUUUGUUUCUGGAAGACAUUUUUUGUUUAUGUUGUCUAAAUAAAAUUUUACCUUGUCAUGCAGAACCUAGGGAGAUACGCGGGUUUGAUACUGCUACAAAGCAAAACAAAUCUGAUAAACGUUUUCUCUUUGAAAUACAUUCCCUGCAAAUGACAUAUGCUACUGAGGAAGAUAAAUCAGGAUUAGUUAAAACUGCAGCGCAAGGGGUAGCAAAUGUGACAGCUCAUUACGAUUUGGAUGCACGUAUGAAUACUAUGAGUUUCAGACCUUUGAGUCCGAUACAUAGAGCAACUUCAUCUUUCAUGAGCACAAGAAGAACCCGCCCUGGCAUGUUUAUCGACACGAAAUCUCCAAUGAAACCUACGAGACGAAAUUUGGAUGUUUUAGAAGAAGAAGCAGAAGAAGCAGAAAUAGAUACCCUUCCAAGGAAAAGAAAACAGGCCAACUUUCUAAACCAUCUGCCAGAAAUUGUACAAAGUGGACACAGCCCACGUUUACAGAAAAAACAAAGCUCUAAGCGUAAGAGACACAAAUCGGAAAACUUACACGAAAAGAAACCAUCCUCACCUACGAUGGUAAACCCUGAAUCUAAUGGUUCGAUGUAUGCUUCAGCCCCGGAAGGUCUGCCUAUCGUUGGGAAAGGUCGAGAGAUAGAUAUUCAAACCGUUCGUCCCUCACAUGUUUAG